GGUGAAGACAGAGAGAGUGGUUAAAUACCUUGAAGGAGGCGACGAGUUUCCUUAAUUUACCUUCACAGUGUCGGCUCUCGCUGGAAGUUGCUAGAAAUGUUGAUGUUGCGUAGUUGUAAUUCUGUUUUCAGCGACAUUUUGGAUACAUGUUUGUAAUUUUCCCGUAGAAAUUGCUAAGUUGUUUGAUUUGAAUGCUCGUGUUUCACGUUUGAUGAAGAAGCUUUUCAGAAGGUUUACCUGACACUGGAGACAGCAUCAGAUCUUGGGUGGAGAUGGAUGAACAGGUGAAUCCACUGGAGAGAGACCACUCCCUGUCUGUGGUUCUGCCUGGGGGACUGGAGAAGAAUGCCACUGUGCAUGGAAGUAAACCAGUGAUGGACUUACUGGUGACCCUUUGUGCAAGUUACCACCUGAAUCCAUCUGACUACACUGUCGAAGUUCUCUCACCCAACAAGAAUAACAUCAGCUUCAAACCAAACUCUCCUAUUGGCUUACUAGAGGCUGAGAAGAUUGUGCUGAAGCCCAAAGGAGUGGAGGAAAAGAUCAGGAGGCCGUACAUGCCAGAGGCAACUGUACGUCUGUUGAUCAACUACAAUAAGUCCCAUAAGGCGGUGGUGCGAGUGAAUCCCAGAAUGCCCCUUGAGAUACUGCUGCCAGUAGUGUGUGACAAGUGUGAGUUUCAAGUAGAAUCGACCUUGUUGUUGAGAGACUCUCAGUCUAAAGAGCCGCUGGACCUGAGCAAGACCUUAAAUGAGCACGGACUAAGGGAAGUGUUUGCCAAAGAUACAGCCUGUAAGGAGCCUGCUGACCAUCAGCACCAACCCAGGACACCUGAAGCAGCUGUCACACCAACAGAGGUCAUCUCAGUACCUGCACUACAAGACUUGCCAAAGAAGGAGAAGAAACAGAAGGAGAACACAGGAUUCCUCAGCUUAUUCAGAAGAAGGAAGAAAAAACCUCAAGUGGAAGGAGCAGUGAGUGCUCCAACGUCUCCUGAACACAGUAAACAAAUGGCAGUCAGUAUGGAUGUGCAGGGCGUUUCAUCUUGUAACAAGCUGGUGGCAGAUAUGCCCAAGAAGAGGCGUGCCCCCCAGCCACCCAUGGGUGUAUCACAGAGUGUCCCUAACAACCUCAGCACUUGUCAUCUGAGAGAGCCACAGAGGUCUGCAGAAUCCACCUUAAGGAGCACCAAGAGGAGGGCCCCACCCCCUCCCUGUGCAAACACACACCAGGAGCUGCAGGCAGACACACAAGUUAAAGGGACUGUAAACUCUCUCAACACUUUGGAGGAGCUGAGAGAAAAUGAUGAGUCAGACUCUCUAAACCUAUCACUAUCCUCCUCUUCAUCACCACAGCCGUCACAAACAUGGUCGUUCUCAACCUCCUCACGUCCGUCAUUUGAUCCACAUCUGCCUUCAUUUCGGGGGAAGGACUUAUCUGACGCCCGCUGUGCUCUUGCCAAGGUCCUGACAUCCUCUGUUUCCAAAGGAACACUGGUCAAGCGUUUGAGGAAUUCUGCCACCUUCCCAAAAUUUUACAAUGGAUCCUCUUUUAUGUCCAUGACUCAGGAGGGUUCAGAUAAUGGGGCUUUCUGUGCUGAACUUGAGUCUGUUCUUAAGUCUAACCUCCCCACUGAGUCUGAGUGGGAGGAUCCUCUACAGAGGAAGGGACUGACCACUUUCAAAGUGGUUCCCACAAUGAAACAGAAGUUGCAUGACCCAGAACUCACUCUGGAUGUCCCAGACCAGUGCCAGGCAACAGUAGAACAUAACCCUGAGAGGGAAGCUUCUCCUGAGGCUCAGAAUAAUCCAACUGAGACAGAGGAGGAUCCACAUACCCCUGACAGAUCAGACACUGAAACCCCUUUGAGUGAAGCUUCUCCUGAGGCUCAGAAUAAUCCAACUGAGACAGCACAGCACUGCACAGUUUCACCUCCUCCUGAGGUUUUGAAUGAAGGGGAGAAAGAAGAGGAGGAUGAAGCUGAGGUCACAGUUGAGGUGACUGCAGCUGUGGUGUCAGACCACAGUGAUGAAGAACUUACCACUGAUGGUCAGAUCCACUCAGAAAGUCACAGCCCCACUGGACAGUCUGUAAGUACAGACAUGGACCUGUGUGGCUCACACACUGAUGAGACAGAAGUCGAACAGGAAGUGGUACAAGAAGAAGAGGAAGAAGAAGAGGAGGAGGAGGACAGUUUCCCUCCGCCUCCUCCACCUGUCUUCUUUACUGAAGACAUAGAAGUCGUGGAAGACGGGCAAGAAGAUACUACCCCUUCUUCUCUGCCAUCCUCCCAACCAGGAAGUCCUACCUGCAACGGGCAGACCAACGCAAUCAGCAACGACCAUCAAGACGAGUCUACGUCAGCCAUGUGUGACCAGCCUGCUGCUGCACCAACGCCUCUGGACAAGAUGAGAGCAGCUCCAUCCAGAUUUGCGCAGGCAGUGGCAAUGGCUGUGCAGAGGUCUCGCCUCCAGAGUCAAGAGAAGACUUUCAGCCCACAGGCCCAUAAUGGUCCACACAGUACACUCCCUUCACCACCCAGGUCUACAUAUCAGUAUGGUGCCUGACUGACUUCCUCACACAUCCUUGAAAGGAGUGGGAUCACAGCUGACUGAGGACACCACACGCAGCAUGUGACCUCCAAAUAACACGAGAAGCAACUGACUGGGUUUUUGCAAAAAUAUUUUUCUUUUUUGUCCCUUUGACACCAUGUUGUCUCAUUUUAUUUUUGGCUUUAUGUUCACAGGUUGAAUAUAAACAUUUUCUGUUGUGGUGAGGGCCAAAUGUACAGGACAUGAGUUGUUGAAGUGGACAACGUCCUGUUUUUUCUUUACUUCCUUUUAAAAUUUCAUUCAGGAUGUGCCAAGGCGGACAUAACGCUGAUGUUGGAGCUUUAUUUUGGCAGGGUGUAAAACAAAAGCAGUGAUGUAAUUGCAAUUAUCGGCUUAUUCUAUGUUUGUGCCGCAAUUUAUUUUCCCCCUCGGGAUGUACAUUUUUUAUGCUUUCACAUAUGAAGAAUGCAGUAAAACUCAUGAACUCUACUUCAGACUGGUUUGCUUUUCAGUCACCAGGUGGCAGAAGAGUGUUAUUUUUAAAUGAAUAGAGUAUCCAUUGGUGAGGUCUUUUUCAUCAAAUGAAUUCUGAUGGAUGUAUCAGUGACAAAUUUUGUAUGAUUUAAAAAGAAAUAAUAGUAACUUUUGUUUUCUUUUCACUCAGGAGCCAUGAAUUAAACUAUAAAAAACAUUAGUCUAACAUACAGAUUCCCUAAGUGUCUUUUCCUGAAAGCUCUCUGUCCAAGAAUCUAUAUCAAUUUGAAGGACGUUUCCAGAAUAAAAAAACACAUUCAAUAUUUAAUGGGGACAUGAGAAUUUCCUGCAUUUCCAGAAACUAAAUAAAAAAAUAUCCUUGUUGGAAGCAUCAGUUUUAUGCCAAGCAUUUCAACACCUUCCUGAAUAAACUCAGUCCACUUUGCUCA
Molecule: messenger RNA, 3475 nt
Organism: Lates calcarifer (barramundi perch)
Lineage: Eukaryota; Metazoa; Chordata; Actinopteri; Centropomidae
Gene: cobll1a
Product: cordon-bleu WH2 repeat protein-like 1a
Exons: 10
Coding region: 273-2567 (764 amino acids)
Molecular function (GO): actin monomer binding
Source: RefSeq, a predicted model, not a curated record